Molecule: messenger RNA, 1584 nt
Organism: Aspergillus bombycis
Lineage: Eukaryota; Fungi; Ascomycota; Eurotiomycetes; Eurotiales; Aspergillaceae
Product: ssDNA-dependent ATPase MGS1
Exons: 1
Coding region: 1-1584 (527 amino acids)
Biological process (GO): DNA repair; regulation of DNA repair; DNA-templated DNA replication
Cellular component (GO): nucleus
Molecular function (GO): enzyme activator activity; ATP hydrolysis activity; ATP binding
Source: RefSeq, a predicted model, not a curated record
AUGGUGUCUUGUCCGAUAUGCGGAAACUCGGUAUCAUCUCUGAAAAUCAACGACCAUAUUGAUUCCAAUUGUCAAAACUUUAUUGAUGAGCCAACGUCCAACACUGGGGAAUUGACUUCCUCGCAGAAGGCAGAGGUCCCCAGCUUUUUCCAGCCUACCUCUGCGCGGAAAGCAUCCGCUCAGCCCAACUCGCACCCCGACUCCUCACCUUCGCAGAAUGUUACUCGCAAGAGACCCUCAGCGCCUGAAGCGGAAAUAGUAACUGAUGGCAGCAAGAAGGCGAGAAAUAAUGCAGAGCAAUAUGUGAAGGGGCCGAAAGUGAGCGCAUUGCAGAAGGCAGCGCCGUUAGCAGAGCGCAUGCGACCUCGGACUCUCGAUGAUGUCUGCGGUCAAGACCUCGUUGGCCCCAACGGCGUUCUUCGCGGGCUCAUUGAACAUGACCGGGUCCCAAGUAUGAUAUUGUGGGGUGGGCCCGGAACUGGUAAAACAACGAUUGCAAGGGUUAUCGCUUCAAUGGUGGGGAGCAGGUUUGUAGAAAUCAACAGUACCAGCACUGGGGUUGCAGAGUGCAAGAAGAUAUUCUCUGACGCCAAGAGCGAGCUUCACCUUACGGGAAGAAAGACAAUAAUCUUCUGUGACGAAAUCCACCGCUUCUCUAAAUCACAACAAGAUGUCUUCUUGGGGCCUGUAGAAAGUGGACAGGUUACUCUUAUCGGUGCUACAACCGAAAAUCCCUCCUUCAAAGUCCAGAAUGCACUGCUCUCCAGAUGUAGAACUUUCACUCUGGCAAAGCUUACUGAUGAAGAUGUCAAAUCUAUAUUGGACCGAGCUUUACGGGUGGAGGGGCCAAAAUAUUCGCCUUCUGCCCUGGUAGAUGACGAGUUGAUUAACUACCUCGCAAAGUUUUCUGACGGGGAUGCCCGGACCUCCCUGAAUCUCCUGGAGCUUGCUAUGGAUUUAUCAAAACGCCCGGGGAUCACUAAGGAAGAGUUAAAACGGUCUCUGACUAAAACCCUUGUCUACGAUCGUGCGGGUGACCAACAUUAUGAUACUAUCUCCGCCUUCCACAAGUCCCUCCGAGGCAGCGAUCCAGAUGCUGCCCUGUAUUAUCUCGCCCGCAUGAUUCAGUCAGGCGAGGACCCACUGUACAUUGCUCGCCGUCUGAUCGUAGUGGCGUCGGAAGACAUUGGUCUGGCAGAUAACAGUAUGCUCACUCUGGCUAUUUCUACCCAUUCGGCUGUGGAGAAAGUCGGACUCCCAGAGGCGCGGAUCAACCUCGCCCAUGCGACCGUAGCUAUGGCGUUAUCAAAAAAGAGUACCCGGUCAUACAGAGGCCUCAACAACGCGUUCACAGCAUUGGCAGAACCAGGCGUUGCCGGGCUACCGAUUCCAAUUCAUCUGCGGAACGCCCCCACUCGAUUGAUGAAGGAACUAGGAUAUGGGAAGGAGUACAAGUACAAUCCGAACUAUUUGAAUGGCGAGGUAGCACAGGAAUACUUGCCUGAGAGACUUCAAGGCCGGAAAUUCCUUGAGGAUCUCGAUCUUGGUUGUCAGGUUGACCCAGAUCUCAAUGGCCAGCGUUGA